CAUUCCAUUACUUGACGGUCACUCGACCUCGCCAUGGGGGUGUUGCUUCCUGCGGACCUAACAGGUGUUGAUCCAGGAUGACUGUGGCGAAGCUCGUGUCUGACUUCACCCGAGAGCUUGCAGAUAUCGUGGAGGAAAGAUGCUCACUUAUUCAGACCUUUGUGGACGAGGGCAGGGCUGCGUCGCGAGAUGAGUUGGCCAAAUUUGUCUUCGGUACUGCCAAGAGAAUCUACAAACAGAUACAGCCCGACCUGGAAAGCUCGCGCAAGCAAGCUUGGCUUGAGGCCAAAGGCAUGCUUAAGGACAUCGUUGACUUUGACGUAUUUACACCCACAGCCUUCUUUGACCCGUGCGUAAAGAACGUGCUAGAAGCCAAAGUUGCAGAGGUUCUUCGAAAUUACCACCACUUCAUCCUUACGGGGGUGGUGCGCACCAAGCAUCUUCCUCCAAAGCUCCUUGGAGAAACGGAUGAAAUCCUGUGUGUGGACAAGCCGGUGGAUUUCACCUGCGGAUAUGGUGCAAAUGCCAAUGCACUGUUGCCGCAGGUCAUUGGCGCAAAGACAGCCACGCAGCUGCUGAACGCGGCAGAGGCAGCAAUACAGAUCCACGAGUACCUGGCGCUCAAGUUCAACUACGAGACAGCUGUUGGCACUCGUGAGUUUUGGAAGGAGGUCGAGCAGAAGAAGCUGACUAUGCAGCCCUGCUUGUGCGGACUGUGCGAAGUGUGCGCCUGUAUGCAGGCAGGAUGCUGCAACAGACUUGACAAGGAAACAUCUGGUGUCAUGGUGGCUGCAAAGACAAAGAAGGGUUUUGAAGAAAUCCGGAAGCAGUUCCAAAGCGAUCACAGCUUGGACGAAGGAGGAACUGAGAAAUACUACUUCGGGCUCGCACGUGGUAAGGUGAACUUGCCAAAGCAGCAAGUAAAACAAUCGGAUGACUGGAUUCAUGAAUGCAGUGGGCCUCCAUCCCAAAGGCGUGGCAGAGUCGAGAUUGCGCUUUUCUACGACCCGGUAACUUCCAGAAGUGUGGCCUGGGACGAUGGGAAGGACUAUGACAGUAUGGGCAAGAACGAGAAGGGCGGAAGUAAAGGCAAAGGGAAAGGUCAGAAGGCUGGCAAAGGGCGCAUCACCCUCCUACGAAGAGUGCACGUGGACCCCGGAGGUGUGCUAGACUCCGAAGAUGGGCGGCCGCAGCAAGGAGAGAACGGACGUCAAUCUGCUGUUACUCUUUACGACCCCAUAGCCUGGUUCAGUGACAAGAACAACGAUCAGUACACGCUGCUCCACUUGCAGAUUGUCACAGGCAGAAGGCACCAGAUCAGGUUCCAUUGUGAGCAGAUCGGCCACCCGCUGCUUGGUGACUGUUUGUAUGGUGCACCGCAAUCAGACCGUGACUGGGCCAAACGAGUGUUCCUUCACUCCUACCAGACAAAGUUCCGGGAGCCCUUCACACAGAGAUGGUUUGAGGCGGUGUCUCCAUUGCCACAGGAUCUUGGCAACGUUCUUUCAGACUUGACCUUGGAACGCGUCAAGGAGGGAUGCCCACUGUUUCUGUCCAGGAGGCAGCACUCCAAGUUGCACAAGGUGUUCAAGACGCAAUAUGAUGCAACCACCAAGCUGCUGCGGACUCACGCAGCUCCCAAAAAUGCACAAGCAAUCAUGCCAGCGGCGCAGGCGAACGGCAGCAUGAAUCACAAUGGGCACAGUGUUGGCUACAAGGGUGGCAGCAAGGGCAAUGGAAACUCGAGCGCUGGCUGGAAGGACUGGCGCUGGGACAGCUCAGAUAGCUGGAACAAUUGGAAAAGCGAUGGGGGCUCUUGGAACGCCUGGAGCUCGUCGGCGAAUGCCAACGCAGCAAGUGCCAACGCAGCGAGCGCUGGCGCACCCAGCGGUGGCAAUGAUGACAGCGAUGACGAGACGUGGGGCAAAUGGACUCCUAAGGAUACGAAAAAACCCGCGGAAACACCAGAGCCCGAGGCCAAGAGGCCACGGGUGGCUGUGCCGGAGCCUGCAGAUGUCGCUGGCCAAGUUCCUCGCACACCGCCAGAACUUCCGGAACCUCAGGUGCAGCGUUCACAGUGGAGGAGAGUGGAGUCUACUCGAGAGGCGGGUAUUUUCUACUAUGUCAACACCGUCACAGGUGAAAAACAGGUUGAACCACCACCUCCGUGGGAAAGGAAACAAUCACGACGUGACGCCAGCAUCAGCUACUACUGGAACACAGUGACGGGGGAGACGUCCUUGGUAAAGCCAGAGGUUUGAGACGGGUGAGGAUGCUGUUGGCCAAAGUCUUGCAGCAGCAGGACUCUGACGCAGAACUUCCACAGAUGGCGCAAAGCGCCAUUUGACAACAAGAAACUUUCACUCAAGGAGGUCACGGCAAGAAACAAUGCAUCCAGAAUUAGUUUGAAUAGCCGCAGUGGCCAAAGCAGUCUCAAACAUGUAGACAGCUGUCACCCUGCUACUCGCAGGCAUGUCCAUGAUUUAGGGCGAGUUUGAAAUGAG
Molecule: messenger RNA, 2504 nt
Organism: Effrenium voratum
Lineage: Eukaryota; Dinophyceae; Suessiales; Symbiodiniaceae
Source: the annotation of a GenBank genome assembly